CCCGAGUCUUCCCGGAUGCGAGGUACUCCGCUCUGGCACUCGCCUUGGCCUAUGGUGACCUCGCCGCCGCCUCCGCUACCACCGCCGCCACCGCCGCUGCCUGCGUGUGAGGGAUGGCCGCUCACCUGCAGAGGGAGGAGACCGGACGCCCUAGACGGAAACCAAGACUCCGGCCCUCUCACCACCCGCUACAGGCUCCUCAGGGAAUCGGAGAGACUGAGGGUGGAGUUUCUGAGUCAGCCUCUCGUUGUGAAAAGCGUGAAUACUUGCCACUGUCCUCGUGUGUCCCUCGCAACAAGGAGGUGCGGCGGCGUCAGCGAUCCUCUAUCUUUAUAUACGAGUCACGAGUCCCUGGAAGCUGCCCGACCACUUGGAAACAGUUAUGUCACUGACCCGAAUCGCACUAAGGACAUGAAAAGAGGAGCGCAGGUGCCAGGUGGACAGAUUCAUCAACAGGAAGAAGUGGAGUAUAUUGUUGGUCGCCGUGAGCUUGGCCGUCGUCUCAGGUCAGACAGGACUGCAAUGUUCCCCCAAGAUCUCUGCAAUGUGCCCGCCACCUGGCGUCGGCACUGUACCCGUGUUCUUCGAGGUGCCAGAACACUGCUCUCAGUACUGUGAGUGUUCCAACGGGAUCGCGUGGCUCUUUGAAUGUGCGCGCGGCACCUUGUGGGAUACUUGGAUUGAAGAGUGUAUCGCUGAGUACUUAGUGGACUGCGGCUCGCGCCCUAAACCUUAAUGAGGCGAGGGGCGGCCUGGCACAUGAAAAGAGUAGAAGCAGCAGCAAACCGCCACGCAUUGAAAACUUUUUGAUAUAUAACUGGUAGUACGUCUCUGAGGUCGUCUGUAACUUUGUACUAUAAAUAAACCAGAUUUGUAUUA
This is a messenger RNA of Portunus trituberculatus (swimming crab), 879 nucleotides long. RefSeq lists its product as uncharacterized. Lineage: Eukaryota; Metazoa; Arthropoda; Malacostraca; Decapoda; Portunidae. The transcript is spliced from 8 exons. Bases 16 to 618 code for a protein of 200 amino acids. The record is from RefSeq and is a predicted model, not a curated record.